GCUGUAGUGAGAACGGGUCGUGUUGAUUGCAGAAGUCAUCAUGGCGCUCACGUCCACAGUCAAAGAGCACCCAUACAGCCAUCUAACUGACACACUGAACGAUGGAAGGAUCAAGUUCUUCAAUCCACAUAAAUUAAAUGAUCCAAGAUAUGACAAGCUGCCUCUAUCCAUCCGUGUCUUACUGGAGGCAGCAAUUCGUAACUGCGAUGGCUUUUACACAAAAAAGGAAGACGUCCAGAACAUCUUGGACUGGCAGCAGCAGCAGGAUAAAGCCGAGGUGCCGUUCUCUCCAGCUCGAGUCCUCCUGCAGGACUUCACUGGUAUUCCAGCCAUGGUGGACCUGGCAGCCAUGAGGGACGCUGUAGCCAAACAUGGUGGGGACCCAGGCCUGGUCAACCCGAAAUGCCCCACAGACCUCAUAGUAGACCACUCGUUACAGAUUGAUUAUAGCAAAUGUGCCAUACAGAAUGCUCCCAACCCUGGUGGAGGAGACAGUCCAAGCCAGAGCCACGGCCCUUCUCGCUCAGUACCCAGGCCUCCGUCCAGAGGAGGCUCACAGUGUGGAGGCCAGCGGGGCUCCUGUAGUAAAGCUGCCUGCAGCGACUCUCCUGCCUCCCCAGGUCGACCUUCAGCUUCUGUCCAACAGAUUGAGAACACACCUCUCCUCUGCCCUUUCCACCUGCAGCCCGUCUCCGAAACUGAAACAGCUGUGAAGAAUCAGGAAAUGGAACUAAUCAGAAACAAAGAAAGACUUCAGUUCUUCAAGUGGUGUUCAAAAGCAUUUAAGAAUGUGAACGUGGUCCCCCCGGACGUUGGCACAGUCCACCAGGUGAAUUUGGAGUAUCUGUCCAGAGUGGUGCAGCUCAGCGACGGUUUCAUCUACCCUGACAGCGUCGUGGGGACUGACUCUCACACCACCAUGAUCAAUGGCCUGGGCAUCCUUGGCUGGGGUGUUGGAGGAAUUGAGUCGGAAGCUGUGAUGCUGGGUCAGCCAGUAUCUCUGUCCCUUCCUCAGGUGGUGGGCUGUAAGCUGGUGGGCUCCAUUAACCCUCUGACCACAUCCAUAGACAUCGUCCUCGGCAUCACAAAGCACUUGCGACAAGCUGGUAUUGCUGGGAAGUUUGUUGAGUUUUUUGGACCUGGCGUUUCCCAGCUAUCGGCUCCUGACCGAACCACCAUUGCCAACAUGUGCCCAGAAUACAACGCCACUGUUAGCUUCUUCCCUGUCGACCAAGUCACACUCGAGCACUUUAAAAAGACAAAUUUUGCCCAAGAAAAACUUGAAUUGUUGGAGUCUUACAUGAAGGCUGUAAAACUUUUCCGAAGCUAUGAAGACACCUCUGAAGACCCCGAGUACUCUGAGGUGAUUGAGUUUGACCUGAGCUCCAUGGUUCCCCAUGUCAGUGGGCCAAAGAGGCCUCAGGACAGAGUGGCAGUGAGCAGCAUGAAAGAAGACUUCCAGAGUUGUCUUGAUGAGAAGGUGGGUUUUAAAGGCUUCCACAUCCCUAAGGAGAAGCAGGAGACCUGUGUUCCUUUCCUGCACUGUGGUCAGGAGUACCAGCUGGCCCAUGGCUCAGUGGUCAUCGCUGCUGUUAUCAGCUGCACCAACAACUGCAACCCAUCUGUCAUGCUGACUGCAGGUCUUCUGGCCAAAAAGGCUGUGGAGGCCGGGCUUGUCGUCAAGCCUUACAUUCGGACCAGCCUGGCUCCUGGAAGUGGCAUGGUCACUCACUACCUCAAUACCAGUGGAGUCCUGCCUUACUUAAGCCAGCUGGGGUUUGAGGUGAUAGGUUACGGCUGUGCCACCUGUGUAGGGAACACGGCACCGUUACCAGAAGCUGUCGUAGAUGCAAUCAAACAGGGGAAUCUGGUGGCCUGCGGUGUGCUAUCUGGCAACAGGCACUUUGAAGGGCGCCUGUGUGACUGUGUGCGUGCCAACUACCUGGCCUCCCCUCCCCUGGUGGUGGCUUAUGCUAUUGCAGGCACUGUGGGAAUCGACUUUGAGAAAGAGCCUUUGGGUUUCACAUCAGAGGGGAAGGAGGUGUAUCUUCGUGAUAUCUGGCCGUCCAGAGAGGAGGUCCAACAGACUGAAGAGGACACAGUCAUCUCCUCCAUCUUUAAGGAUCUCAGAGGAAGGAUGGAGAAAGGGAACACAUUUUGGAACAACAUCGAGUGUCCAGACUCUGUAGUUUUCCCCUGGGAUCACAAGUCCACAUAUAUCCGUUCACCAUCUUUCUUCAGCAAAUUGAGUAAAGAGGUGCCUCCUCCUCAGUCGAUAGAAAACGCUCAUGCCUUACUGUUCCUCGGGGACAAAGUGACCACGGACCACAUCUCACCAGCAGGCAGCAUCGCCAGGGUUAGCGCUGCUGCCAAGUACCUGCAGAGCAAACGACUGACACCGCGAGAGUUCAAUUCGUAUGGCGCUCGCAGAGGGAAUGAUGCAGUGAUGACCAGAGGCACGUUUGCCAGCAUCAAGCUCCAGAAUCGAUUCAUCGGCAAACCAGGCCCAAAGACUUUGCACAUUCCUUCAAACCAGACACUGGACGUCUUUGAGGCAGCUGAUCGCUAUCAGAGAGACGGUGUUCCCCUCAUCAUCCUGGCAGGCAAAGAUUACGGCUCUGGAAACUCCAGGGACUGGGUAGCCAAAGGACCAUACCUGCUGGGGGUGCGUGCAGUCAUUGCUGAGAGCUUUGAGAAGCUGCACAAAAACCAGCUGGUGGGAAUGGGCAUCAUGCCGCUCCAGUUUCUGUCCGGCCAGAACGCUGACUCGCUGGAGCUCAGUGGGAAGGAGAGAUUCAGCAUCAUCCUGCCAGAGAGCCUGAGUCCGAGGCAGCAGCUCACUGUCAAGACUGGCCAAGGAAAGUCCUUUGACGUCACCGCUCUUUUUGACACUGAGAUGGACAUUCUCUUUUUCCAACACGGAGGGCUUCUCAGAUACGUUGCCCGGACUUUGCUCUGAAACAGCCUGCAGCCUGAUCCCCAACCUGCUGAAUGUGCAGUAGGUCCACGAACAGCAGCCCCUCUUCAUUUAGUGUCCUCAGCAUGGACGACAAAGGCUCACAGAAGCAACACGAGAGCAGAUGUUUUGUCCGUUUGAGCUGGAUUAGCGUCUCCAGACUUUUGAAAGUCAGUUUAAAGACCUGAUGUAAGACCUGUACCAGAGCUGCUUCUAAGUCACUACACGAGACUGUUUCUACAUUGGCGACAGCAGUCCUCACAAGAACAUAAAAACCAACGCAAGAAGAAAUGGUGACAUUCACUCAGCAAGGAGAUUGGAUCCUAGACAACCUUCGAACAUAGCUUUUUUGUGUUUAGUUGUUGGCAUUCUGAGAGGACUUUUCUUUUAUCAUGGAAGUUAGCCAACAAGAACGUGAUUCUGGUUCUGUUGUCAUUUAACUUAAAAACAAUCCUGCCGAGACGGGCGAGGUACGAUGGCAUGAAUACGUUGUUUUUAGGGUGCAGUACAACCUGUUUUUUCUCCACUCAUCCAAGUCAAGUAUUGUGAAUUUCAGAAAUUUGCAGAAUUGAUGUCAGUCCCCAGUAUUUCUUAUUGGGGCCAAACAACGUGAUGUAAAUUUAAAAUGCUGUUAAUAUUUCUUUAAUCAAACAUUUUUGCAGAAAGUACACCUGCUUCCUAAUAGUCACUUUUUAUUGUGAAAAAAAAUGUAAACUUCUUUUGUUUGCUGUCACUGGUUAGCACCUACAUAAAGAUGGCUCCUACUUCAACCGACAGUGCUCUGCAUCACAUCAAAGGUCAAAUAAAACAGUUUUCCAGCACUGAGAGGUUAGCUGUUUCCACUGUUGGUGCUAAGCUAAUCUACUGCUGGCCGUAGCUUCAGUCUUAAUUUGCACACAAUGGGCAUCGAUCUUCUCAUCUCAGCAAGACGGUGAAUUAUAAUAUUCCCCGCUGUCACACUAGUCCUUUAAGAGACUUGCUUUAACAACUGGUUUUAUUUUUUGACACGUUACUGAGAUUUGGCACCAAGUGAUAGACUUAAAGUGUAAUUGUAGCGCUUUGUCUCUUUUUCAUGCCACUGUGUGAUGUGCGUCAUUGGAUGGGAUCAGCUCUCAGACUUGUUAAGUACUGCUAAAGCUCCUUGCAUGAGGAGACUGUCAAUCCAUCAUGCUGAGAACUGAGUGAUAAUCACUGCUUUAUCAUUACCAGCUACAUUGCAGUUUGCAGAUUUGAAGUGAAUGGACACCAGCCCUGCCUAUAAAACAUCACAAGUCCCAUGUGUUGAGGUCCUGGACUUGUCUUUAAGUCAUCGUACUUCUUUGUGUCGGCUCUGAUUUGACAUCAUGCAUGUUGGAACCACUCUGACUCAGUAUUUAGGUAGAUAACAGCUCAUUCUGAAAUCCUCCAUCCAGUGUAAUAAUAACAUGGACUGGAGCCUUUGUGCAUUUAUGUUUUCUAGAGAGCAUGACAUCGUGCUGGCUUGAUAACUUCUGGAUUCAUACCUGCAGUUGCGUGCAAGAUGUCAAAACCAUUAUCUGCCUGAAACUUUUGCAAAACCGUCCUUCAUUUUGAGACUUAGCAAAGACGGUGUUUUGCUUUGUCUGACUGCCAAAACGAGCUGAAGCAAGUAGCGAGCAUGUUCUUUGUUCUUUGGGUGCCUCAUAUAAACACUGGUCUCUCAUACGGCUUCAUAUUCCAGGACACACCUGGUCUUUUUAGUUCCUCAGCUAAGCCGGCCUGCCCGAUUUUACAUUUUGCCUUCUUAGUUUUAGCAGGUUGUUGUUAUUUGUCAGUAAUAGCAGGAUGAAACAUGGACCGAAUCGUCUGGCAGUUAGCUGGUCCACUGCUGCUGCUUCUAUUAUCUCACUGUCGGGAGGCAACGUAUGCAACACAAUUGUAUCGCUGCACACACGAGAGGGUGUCUGUAUCUCUGAAUCAUAUUGUAAAUAGUUUUUAAUAAAUGGUAAAGCAAA
Messenger RNA from Stegastes partitus (bicolor damselfish), 4929 nucleotides. It is a transcript of the gene ireb2, whose product is annotated as iron-responsive element binding protein 2. Bases 41 to 2959 code for a protein of 972 amino acids. The transcript has 22 exons. The record is from RefSeq and is a predicted model, not a curated record. Lineage: Eukaryota; Metazoa; Chordata; Actinopteri; Pomacentridae.